Molecule: messenger RNA, 1689 nt
Organism: Phytophthora infestans T30-4
Lineage: Eukaryota; Oomycota; Peronosporomycetes; Peronosporales; Peronosporaceae
Exons: 3
Coding region: 1-1689 (562 amino acids)
Source: RefSeq, a predicted model, not a curated record
AUGAGCGCGUGUAUCUUGGCCAACAUGGGAUCAGCACAAGCCCCCGAAGGCUUCCAGCUCGCUGGAUUCUUUGGUAGAUUUGGCGAUGAGAUCGACCUCAUUGGAGCGGUGUGGGCCACUAUUGCUGCCGUGAACGAGACCGUCUCUGGUCCGGUUUCAGCUGACGAAGAUAUCGCUCUCAGUGAGCAUUACGGUGGCCCGCACGGCAACGCGUUUUCGGAUAUCUCUAAGAUUACACUGGUAACCAUACAGGUAGCAGGCCUUCUAGGCUUGACAUACAACCACGGAGGACCCGGUGGUGAAGAAGUCACGCUCGCUUUGGAUAAAGGUGAGUACAUCAACUCGAUGGAAGUUCACUGGUGCAAAAACGACGGACGAACGCAGGUAUGCUACGUCAACUUCGGUACGAGUGGGGCGAAGAAUGUGUCGGUAGGAACGAAGUCACAACAAAGCGCCAAAGUGACUGCACCCAAGGGUUUCCAGCUAAGUGGUUUGCACGGCCGUGCGGAAGACGAAGUGUAUCAACUCGGGGCAAUCUGGACGCGAAUGGACGCUACACCGAUGUUGCUGACGGACACCAUGGACACGGCUUGGUACGGAGAUAUUAUCCGGAACUGGGUGGGCCCCACUGUCGGCGUUCCGAAGGACAACGCGUGUUAUCGGAAAACGCAGUCCAUGGACAGCAAGAAUGUCUGUCCUUUAGCCUACGGCAGGGACGACGACGACUGUAUCGUGCAGUGUCCGAUGUCAUACCCCGUCGAGUGUUUUCUCGAGUGUAUCCCCCAGAACGACAACUGCGCGAUGGCCGUUCUCACGAAGAUCGCAGCAGUGGCUAACGUCGCGUUCAAUGCAGCGACAGCUGGCGUGUUUGCCAACCUCAAGACGGUGUACACGGGGGCCAAACGAGUGUACAUGUGCGCAGCAGGCGUCAUCUCGGUGAUCAAGUCACUCAUUUACUACUUCCGGUUUGUGCAAAACACUGCGCCACAAGGAGAUACAGAGAAGUUGCUUGCUGUGGCGUAUCGAAGCAACGUGGUGCUGAUCGACCUGCCAGUUGCAGUGUACGCGUGUCUGGGUAUGCCACCUCCACCGAGAAUGGUGUGGGCAGGCUAUGUGCUGCAGGCCGUGCAAUUUAUCGUCAAGCAGACCAUUCUCAACGGUGAUAAGAUUAUCUCGUCUGCAACAAACGUCAUUAACCUGCUGCGGAAUGCCACAACGGUCAAUAGCUCGGCAAACAGCGUGACUGAGCUGGAGGAAUUCAUCGCAGCCAACACUUCGUGCGGCUACGAGCUGAAGAAACUAACCGACCGCGUUAUCUUCCGAGUCAGCGACGUUCGGAACAAGACACCGAAUGCCGCUGUAGACGAUGUUCGCGUGGCGAUCAGCAGGUCAACGCUCACACAGCACGAUAUCCCACGAGUGAAAAAUAAUUGCAUGAAGGAGAUGAUGGCCAACAAAACCGUGCAAGCAGCUUUUGAGACUCGGGAUUUACUACGGAAAACGAUGGGAGUCAUCAUCGACCAGCUUAUCGAGAAAUCUACGACGGAUUUGGGCAAAAAUGUGGCAGAAAACGAGUACAUGAAGCAGGUGGCCAACAUGGGGCUAAUGGCUCUGGGCGGUCUAGACCCGACUGGUAUCUUUUAUAUGGUGUCUCAAUUUGUUCAACCAAUUUGCGUCGUUUAUCGGUGA